AUGGCCACCCUUUACAGCUCCAGAUCGCACUCCGAAAACACGGAAAAGAUUGCAGCGGACAUCACUGCAGUCCACAAGGCGCAAAGACCCGAGAACUGGACUGUUAUACUUGUCUCAGGCGCCUGGCACGUCAGGUUCCACUGCGAGCCGCCCACACCCUAUUUCAAAGAUGCCGGCUACAACUACAUCCCAUUACCACUACCCGCAGCUGGUGGCAAGACGAGCACACUAGAAGAAAACCUCUCGGCAAUCUCCUCAACCAUUGCUUCCGAGCUCAACAAGCCUGGUCAACAAAUCGCAAUCAUCUUGCAAUCCGCAGCAGGACUGAUAGGCACAGAGGCCAUCAACCGCAUCCUAGCCUCCCAGCCGUCCGCGGCUGAACGCAUUCGCAUCAUCUACCUAGCUGCGAUAUUCGAGUACGGCCCCAUUGUAACUCACCUUGCUUCAGCAGGACACCUCCGAAUUGAUGAUAAGUUUGAAAGCUUUUGGUGCGAUACAGGCUACGAAGCGUUCUAUCGAGACGAUAUGACCGAAGCUGAAGCUCAGCCUUAUGUAGAGGCGCUGACAUUUCAGAAGAUGAUUGGUGCAACCUUGAAUCUUAGUUCGGAGGCUUGGAGAGCUUGCGAUUUGACGUCUGUCGUUUGUUUGAAGGAUAAGGUGGUUCCGUUGGAGUGGCGUUUCAAGUUGGCAGAGGAGUAUGGGAUGAGGAUUGUGCAGAUGGAUACCGGACACUGUCCCUUUGUCACCAGGCCGCGGGAAUUCGCUGAGAUGGUCGACGGUGUAGUGAGGGAGGGCAUGAAGACGAAGACCGUGACAUAG
Sphaerulina musiva SO2202 is the source of this 819-nucleotide messenger RNA. RefSeq lists its product as uncharacterized. Bases 1 to 819 code for a protein of 272 amino acids. The record is from RefSeq and is a predicted model, not a curated record. NCBI's taxonomy places the organism in Eukaryota, Fungi, Ascomycota, Dothideomycetes, Mycosphaerellales, Mycosphaerellaceae. The transcript has a single exon.